Cuscuta campestris is the source of this 1657-nucleotide messenger RNA. Lineage: Eukaryota; Viridiplantae; Streptophyta; Magnoliopsida; Solanales; Convolvulaceae. The record is from the annotation of a GenBank genome assembly.
CGCAACCAACCAUGGUCAAUCUCCCCAACCACAAUUAAUAACCUCCCCCCUUCCCUCAAUUCAAUCCCCAUCUUCUUCUUCUUCUUCUUCUUCUUCUUCUUCUUCUGUGUGACUCUGAGAUUCAGUGAGGAUUUGGUUUCACUUUACUUUACUUCACCAUGGGUGCACUCCAUAUUCUCCUCCUCACAGCCACCGUGCUUUCCAUUUCCUCCGCCGUCACCACCGCCCACAACAUCACCGACAUUCUCGCGUCCCACCCGGAGUACAGCGAGUUCAACCGCUACCUCUCGCAGACCAAACUCGCCGACGAGAUCAACUCCAGAACCACCAUCACCGUUCUGGUGGUCAACAAUGGCGCCUUCUCCGCCAUUACCGCCAAACACCCACUCCCCGUUGUCAAGAACAUUCUCGAACUCCACGUCUUGCUUGACUACUGGGACGGCAAAAAGCUCCACGACAUCUCCGACGGCACCACUAUGUCCACCACGUUGUACCAGACCACCGGAAAUGCCCCCGGAAUAUCCGGCACCGUCAACAUCACGGAUCAGAAAGGGGGGAAGGUUGGAUUCGGAUCUGCCCUUCCCGGAUCGCAUUUGGUCUCUCAGUACAGCAAGGAGGUUAAGAGCAUCCCUUACAAUAUAUCUGUGAUUGAGAUCAAUACGCCGAUCAUUGUCCCGGCGGUGUUGAAUGCUCCGGCUCCGGCGGCGUCUGAUUUCAACAUCACCGCCGCCCUUGAAAAAGCUGGGUGCAAGACUUUCGCCGGGCUGCUGGUCUCUUCCGGGGUGCUCAAGAACUUUGAGAAGGCGGCGGAUGAAGGGCUGACGGUCUUUGCGCCCAACGACGAGGCUUUCAAGGCGGAGAAGUUGCCGGAUCUGAGUAAGCUCGACAAUGCCGAUCUGGUCGCACUUCUACAGUAUCACGCCGUCGCCGAUUACACUCCUAUGGGGACGUUGAAGACAUCCAGAGAUCCGAUUUCCACUCUUGCCACUAACGGCGCCGGAAAGUACAAGCUGAGCACUGAGACCGCCGGAGACUCUGUUACUAUCGAUACCGGCGUGGACUCGUCCAAAGUCGCAUCCACGGUGAUAGAUUCGACGCCGCUCUGUAUUUUCACGGUAGACAAUGUGCUUCUCCCCGCCGAGCUCUUCGGCAAGGCUCCUUCUUCGGCUCCGGCCCCGGCGCCGGAGUUUUCCCCUGCCCCAGCCCCAUCCCCUGAAGUUGCCGACGCGCCAAGCCCGUCGUUGGAAGAGGCGCCUGCGCCAUCUCCCCCGGCUCCUCCGUCGCCGUCACCGGCCAGCGGCGCUCCCGCGGAAAGCCCAAGUGAUGAUUCGCAGAACAGCACGGCCGACAAGAACGCCGGUAGGGUCGACGCUCCGUCAUUGGUCACCCUGGUCGCAGUGUCAUUGCAGUUAUUCGCAUGCAUUUACCUUUUCUAGUUUUUUUUUUUUGGUUUUGUAUGAUACUAAACGGUUUUUCACAUGUAGGAGUACAAUUCCAUUUGAGUUUAUUUAUUUACGGAGCAUUUAAUUUCCCUUACUUAUUCCAAUGAUUUAUUGAAUGAAAUCAUACUUGUGCAUUAAUACUCUUCUGUUCCAAAAAACACUUUUCUUUUCUUAUUAAAAAGUUAGUUUUACCCAUAUAAAUUCUUAACCUAUCU